Salvelinus fontinalis (brook trout) is the source of this 4837-nucleotide messenger RNA. Its product is annotated as leukotriene B4 receptor 1-like. Gene Ontology annotation, cellular component: membrane. NCBI's taxonomy places the organism in Eukaryota, Metazoa, Chordata, Actinopteri, Salmoniformes, Salmonidae. Gene Ontology annotation, molecular function: G protein-coupled peptide receptor activity; leukotriene receptor activity. The coding region runs from base 641 to 1843 and encodes 400 amino acids. Gene Ontology annotation, biological process: neuropeptide signaling pathway. The record is from RefSeq and is a predicted model, not a curated record. The transcript has 4 exons.
GUGGAUGCAGUAAUAUAUAGAGUUAGGGUGGAUGGAGUAAUAUAGAGAGAGAGUUUGGGUGGAUGCAGUAAUAUAUAGAGUUAGGGUGGAUGGAGUAAUAUAGAGAGAGAGUUAGGGUGGAUGCAGUAAUAUAUAGAGAGAGUUAGGGUGGAUGCAGUAAUAUAUAGAGAGAGUUAGGGUGGAUGGAGUAAUAUAUAGAGUUAGGGUGGAUGGAGUAAUAUAGAGAGAGAGUUAGGGUGGAUGCAGUAAUAUAGAGAGAGUUUGGUGGAUGUGUAAUGGUAGGAAGUACACAGUCAAAUUUGAUGAUCACAGACUUCCUUCCUGACUUGUGGUGAUAGCAUGUAUUUUGUGUUUUCAGCCUGACAGAAGGGGAACAAGAAAGAGGAGAGAAAAAGGACUGAGUCCUGUGUAGACGGCCGGACGGACAAGAGGUCAGUCAGACAGGCGGACAGACAUACAGUCAGAUAAAUAGACAGACAGGCAGUAAGACAGACAGACGGACAGGCAGACAGACAAAAUAGCUAACAAAAUCACUUCUUGUGGAUUUAAGAAGAUCAAGGUUAAAAGGAGAAUAAACCCAUCUCAUAAAGUGGAUUAUCCCAAAGGUCCAGAACACCAGAUUCUUCAGUUCCCUUCGAAAAUGGCGUCAGACCUCUCCAUCUCCACCGCUUCCCCCCAGCUCCCCUCCACCCUUUCUCGUGUCUCCUUCACCCUUCCUCUCUCCAUCUCACACCAGAUCGGUAUCUCCAUUCUGGUCCUGGCCUUUGUCUUUGGUUUCCCAGGCAACCUGUUCGUGGUGUGGUCAGUGCUGUGCCGCGUGAGGCAUCGCUCUGUCACGUGCCUGCUCGUCUUAAACCUGGCCGUGGCCGACGCCCUGGUGCUGCUAAGCGCCCCGCUCUUCCUGCACUUCCUGGCAGGCAGGCGAGGCUGGGAGUUCGGGGCGAUGGCCUGUAAGACGGUACACUACCUGUGCUGCGUCAACAUGAACGUCUCCAUCUACCUGAUCUGCUUGAUGAGCAUGGAUCGCUGGCUGGCCGUGGCGAGGCCCUUCCUGUCACAGAGGAUGAGGACCAAGAAAACCCUGAUGGCUGUUCUGCUGGGUAUCUGGGUGCUGGCAUUCGUCUUAGCUCUGCCCAUGCCCUUCUAUCGCAGUAACCUGAAGCCCUUCCUUCAUAAGAACAUCUCCAUGAGCAUCUGCAUGCCGUACCACUGGGGUAGUGUGGGUCACCAGGUGUUCCAGUACCUAUUCGAGACCGUCCUGGGCUUCUUCCUCCCCUUCACCUUCAUCAUCGUCUGCUACACCUCCGUCAUCUGCCGGCUACGCAGCGCCAUGUUCCAGCGCAAGGGACGAGGAAACCGUCUCAUCCUCCUCAUCAUCGGCGCCUUCGCUCUCUUCUGGCUGCCCUACCACCUGGUCAACAUCUUACAGGUGAUUGGUCUGCUGGCUGGCAACGCCAUUCUCACCAAUGCUGCUCAAUCGGCCCGUCCCAACGUCACGGCGUUCGCCUUCCUGAGCAGCAGUGUGAACCCUGUGCUGUACGUGUUUGCCGGCAGCUCCCACAUCCGCCAGGCCGGCCUCAGCUUCAUGGCCAAGCUGUUCGAGGGCACCAACUCCGAGGGAGGUACCUCCGCCUCCUUCUCCCGCAGCACGAGGUCCAGCCGGAGUGGUUCCACAGCCCCAGAUGAGAGCUCCGCCCUGCGCUCGCUGACACUCAAGCUGGGGUGGUUGGGGAAGGACAAGGAUGGGGGUGGGGAUAGUGGAGUGGAACUGCGUGGAGUUGAGGUCAAGGUUAACUCCAAGCAGGAGCUCAAGACUUUGACAUCCAUUGAUCAGUCAGAGUAGUGUUUAUUACAUUUUUUUACAAUUUUUUGCGGCCUACUGUAUUACUCCUAGAUUAUUAUUCGUAUUGAAUGUAUUUCAUGAACAGAUUUGUGAUAUAUGUAUUUCAUAGGAAGUGUGUCUGUGAGGUUGCCUUCAUGCAAUUUCUGAAUUAAAAUAUUAUACCAUUAGUUAAUAAAGUUUUCACAUGUUGACAAAUCGAGUCAGAUUAGCGAUUUCUUCAAGGAAGGAACGGUUCUAGACACUGACAUGCGAGGUCUAGCCAAAUGACGUCAGUGACUGGAGCGGUGUUUGGAAACUCACAUUUCCAUGAUGACCUCACUAAUGCAAUUGCGGGUAAUUAUUAGAAAAUGUUCCGGGUAGGUGAUGCAAUGGAGACCAGUAGCCGAUUUUAGUUGCACCAUUAUUCAGAUUUGUGAUAUAUUGCCUUCAUGCAAUUUCUGAAAUAAAAUAUUAUACCAUUAGUUAAUAAAGUUUUCACCUGUUGACAAAUCGAGUCAGAUUAGCGAUUUCUUCAAGGAAGAGGGGAAGGAACGGUUCUAGACACUGACGUCAGAGACUAGAGCGGUAUUUGGAAACUCACAUUUACAUGACGACCUCACUAAUGUAAUUGUGGUUAACUAUUAGAAAAUGUUCCGGGUAGACGGUUUAAGUUGCACCAUUAUUCAAAUACUUUAAACACACACAAACAUUACAUUCAGUGACUUCUAGUUAACCUAACAUAGUGUGACAAACAACAAUUUGGUGGAAUUGGAUAAUUUUUUGCUAUCAACGGUGUCAUAAAACGGGCAGUGAAACACCCCCACAUACUGUAGUAAGAUAAUGAAACAGAUUUGAUCUUAUGCCUCUGUCGACACCCUAACAAUAUCUGUGUGCUAGAGUUCGUGACCCUAACUGCAAGGCAAGACCACCUGUACCACAGGAGAUAACUAUUUCUAAUAGUUUUUUCCAUCUACGUAACAUUGCAAAAAUCAGAAAUUUUCUGUCCAAAAAUUAUGCAAAAAAAUUAAUCCAUGCUUUUGUUACUUCUAGGUUAGACUACUGCAAUGCUCUACUUUCCGGCUACCCGGAUAAAGCACUAAAUAAACUUCAGUUAGUGCUAAAUACGGCUGCUAGAAUCCUGACUAGAACCAAGAAAUUUGAUCAUAUUACUCCAGUGCUAGCUUCCCUACACUGGCUUCCUGUUAAGGCAAGGGCUGAUUUCAAAGUUUUACUGUUAACCUAUAAAGCGUUACAUGGGCUUGCUCCUACCUAUCUUUCCGAGUUGGUCCUGCCGUACAUACCUACACGUACGGUCACAAGACGCAGGCCUCCUAAUUGUCUCCAUUUUUAUGGAAUGGUCUGCCUACCCAUGUGAGAGACGCAGACUCGGUCUCAACCUUUAAGUCUUUACUGAAGACUUAUCUCUUCAGUAGGUCAUAUGAUUGAGUGUAGUCUGGCCCAGGAGUGUGAAGGUGAACGGAAAGGCUCUGGAGCAACGAACCGCCCUUGCUGUCUCUGCCUGGCCGGUUCCCCUCUCUCCACUGGGAUUCUCUGCCUCUAACCCUAUUACAGGGGCUGAGUCACUGGCUUACUGGUGCUCUUUCAUGCCGUCCCUAGGAGGGGUGCGUCACUUGAGUGGGUUGAGUUACUGACGUGAUCUUCCUGUCUGGGUUGGCGCCCCCCCUUGGUUUGUGCUGUGGUGGAGAUCUUUGUGGGCUAUACUCGGCCUUGUCUCAGGAUGGUAAGUUGGUGGUUGAAGUUAUCCCUCUAGUGGUGUGGGGGCUGUGCUUUGGCAAAGUGGGUGGGGUUAUAUCCUUCCUGUUUGGCCCUGUCCGGGGGUAUCAUCGGAUGGGGCCACAGUGUCUCUUGACCCCUCCUGUCUCAGCCUCCAGUAUUUAUGCUGCAGUAGUUUAUGUGUCGGGGGGCUAGGGUCAGUUGGUUAUAUCUGGAGUACUUCUCCUGUCUUAUCCGGUGUCCUGUGUGAAUUUAAGUAUGCUCUCUCUAAUUCUCUCCUUCUCUCUUUCUUUCUCUCUCUCGGAGGACCUGAGCCCUAGGACCAUGCGUCAGGACUACCGGGCAUGAUGACUCCUUGCUGUCCCCAGUCCACCUGGCCUUGCUGCUGUUCCAGUUUCAACUGUUCUGCCUGCGGCUAUGGAACCCUGACCUGUCCACCGGACGUGUUACCUGUCCCAAACCUGCUGUUUUCAACUCUUUAGAGACCGCAGGAGCGGUAGAGAUACUCUUAAUGAUCGGCUAUGAAAAGCCAACUGACAUUUACUCCUGAUUACUAUUUGUGAACAUUUAUGAACAUUUGAACAUCUUGGCCAUGUUCUGUUAUAAUCUCCACCCGGCACAGCUAGAAGAGGACUGGUUCCUCUCUAGGUUUCUUCCUAGGUUUUGGCCUUUCUAGGGAGUUUUUCUAGUUUUCUAGUUUUUCCUAGCCACCGUGCUUCUACACCUGCAUUGCUUGCUGUUUGGGGUUUUAGGCUGGGUUUCUGUACAGCACUUUGAGAUAUCAGCUGAUGUAAGAAGGGCUAUAUAAAUAAAUUUGAUUUGAUGAGUAGGAAAAACAGGUUUAUGCAGAGUGUAAGCAUCCUGCUCCGCUAGCCAUUCAUUCACUUGAGCAGCGCCUAACCUGCUACCUGUUUCUUUGGCUAUAUCUCUCUGGAGCCGCUCCUAACCCCCAUAAGACCCUGGGUUAGAGGGGGUAUAAUAAAUGUUUUUCAACAUCUGCUCCGCAAUCCUUCUUGCCUGUCUGAUGUACAAUAACAUUAAUGAGCCCCUUUCAAAUAACGACAACAUUUCAUUUUCACGUCAGCAUAUGUAGCAGGAUAUUAGUACCCGUUUUCUCAAUGACCCAUGCAUGCAACACCUUGUAUACUUGGUUUAUAUUUACAGGCUUGUAUCGCUGAAUUUUUAAAACACAUACAUCCGUUAUAUAAGUAUAUAAACAACAACUAUGAUACCUGUUACAAUUAAACGGUGUUUCAAACAAAUAAACUAAAAUCUUAGACA